UUUUUAGAAUUUUGCAAAGGAAGGGUUGCUCUUGAAGUUAAUGAUAGAAAGGUUUUGUAUAAAAAAUAUUUAGAAGGCUUAGAUGCUAAGAUUAAUGAAGAAACAACUACGAAAAAUAAAAAAUUUACAAAGAAUGAGCUUAAAUCCAUUAGAGACAAACUUCUAAGAUUGUCUGGUUACGAGGAUAUUUUGACUG
This is a messenger RNA of Dentiscutata erythropus, 196 nucleotides long. The record is from the annotation of a GenBank genome assembly. Lineage: Eukaryota; Fungi; Glomeromycota; Glomeromycetes; Diversisporales; Gigasporaceae.